This is a messenger RNA of Topomyia yanbarensis, 1281 nucleotides long. RefSeq lists its product as uncharacterized. Gene Ontology annotation, molecular function: nucleic acid binding. The transcript has a single exon. The record is from RefSeq and is a predicted model, not a curated record. The coding region runs from base 1 to 1281 and encodes 426 amino acids. NCBI's taxonomy places the organism in Eukaryota, Metazoa, Arthropoda, Insecta, Diptera, Culicidae.
AUGACUGGAAUUGUGCGCUUCGCACGACUAAUAAAGAAUGUGACAAGCGCCAUCGAUCAACCCUUGUUCGAAAUACGAGCCUGGACCGAUUCCGAGGUUGCACUGGCCUGGAUCAAUAUAGGUGCAUCCCGAUGGAAGAACUUUGUUGCCAACCGAGUGGCAGAGGUCGUAACAUAUUUACCAGCAAUCAGCUGGGGUCAUGUCGACACGCAUCUCAACCCUGCAGACUUGAUCUCACGUGGGAUGAUACCGGAACAGCUGAAGGACAAUAAGCUCUGGUGGGUUGGACCGCCUUGGAAUACUAAAUCAGGACAUGACACGGCAAGCAAACAACUGAACACAUCUCAACAGCAACAAAUCAACAGAUACUAUCCAAACCUUCAGAAAAUGCUUCGAGUCACUGCCCGCAUGCUGCGUUUCCGUUGUCGGGAGUCAAGGCAAACCACAACAUUAACUCCCAAGGAGUUGAAUCGUGCCCUGGAAGUCUACCAAAAGCAUGGUCAACAGCAACAUUAUUAUGAUGAACUUCAACGUUUGCAUCAACACAAAGACGUAAAACGUCAAAGUACACUGUUUCAACCUAAACCGUUCCUGGAUGAAAGGGUACUUCUCAGGGUGGACGGUAGAAUUGAGCAAUCAAAUCUACAAUAUGACACUAAGCAUCCACUGUUACUACCACGUAACUCCAUCCUAACUUUUCUCGUGCUGCAUCGUGAUCACAUCAUGCACCAUCAUUGCGGACCGCAAACACUGCUAGCAGUAUCUCGAAGACGGUUCUGGAUUAUACGUGGUCCCAGCGUCGCUCGCAAGGUCUAUCGUCAGUGCAUUGUCUGCGCUCGGGCUAAGCCGGCCCCGAUCUACCAGCAAAUGGGGCAGCUGCCUGCAGAUCGCGUUCAGCCACAUCCACCGUUUCUGAUUACCGGCGUUGAUUAUGCUGGUCCAGUGAGCAUCGUUGGGCGCGGAGCACGUGGUGGGGUGCCGAGCAAGGGAUACAUUGCACUGUUCGUGUGCUUCUCAACAAAGGCGGUUCAUCUGGAAGCAGUAUCGGAUCUCAGCACUUCCGCAUUCUUGGCAGCGUUCACUCGGUUCUCCAGUCGCUACGGACUUUCAGCCAAAAUGUUUUCAGACAACGCAACAAAUUUCAGAGAUGCCUCUAAGCAACGCCAAGAGCUCUACCGCCUCAUAAAUUCCGCAAACCACAACCAAUUGGUCGCCAACUUCUUGGCAGAUAAAGGUGUAGUCUGGAACUUCAUACCCGCUCGGUCACCACACCACCGUUGA